UUGGUUCACAUCAUCAAACCAAGAAAAUCAUGGCUUCCAGGUGCGAUGGUGUCUUCGCCAUGGCCAUUCUCGUGGUCGUCGUCUUCUCCGGUAAUAUCGAGACCUGCUUCGCAGCACGCCAUCUCCUGGACACAGCUGAGCCUGCAGCAGCACCGCCUUCCAUCCCAGCCAUGCCGAAGCUGACGCUGCCGCCGAUGCCGGCUAUUCCGAAUCUCAUGGUGCCACCACUGCCCGUGGUACCGACCAUUCCUACCCUUGCGGCGCCGCCACUGCCUGCUUUUCCCACCAUACCGACGGUCACGUUGCCUCCGAUGCCUUCCAUCCCAACCAUUCCUAUCAUCCCCUUCCUCACCCCACCGCCUGUAGCAGCGCCAUGAUGUCGAAGCAAGCCUAAGAACUUACUAUGUGUGUGUCGUCUUUGAAUUAAGCUAUGGUGAGGAGUGUCGGUAUAGCACAAGGGAGUCAUCUGUCAUUAUAGGAUUCCACUGAGGCAUUGAUAUCUUACACCGUAUGAGGCUGCUCGGGUCCAUACUUCAUCAUGUGUUGUAUGAAGCAUGCUUGGGUUUGUUUAAGCACUCUAUAUAUCUUGAGUUUGGGUAUGUGCUUUAGCUAGCAUCUGCUUUAUAGUAAAUUUAUAUGAUCCAUUCACCAAA
Messenger RNA from Musa acuminata subsp. malaccensis (wild Malaysian banana), 653 nucleotides. Lineage: Eukaryota; Viridiplantae; Streptophyta; Magnoliopsida; Zingiberales; Musaceae. The record is from RefSeq and is a predicted model, not a curated record.